UCCCCCCCCUCCCCUCCUCCCCCUCCCCCCCCUCCUCCCUCCCCUCCUUCCCCUCCCCCUCCCUCUCCUCCUCUCCUCUCCCCUCCUCCUCUCCCCCCUCCCCCUCCCUCCUUCCCCCCCUCUUCCCCCCCUCCCCCUCCCCCUCCCCCUCUCUCCCCCCCUCCUCCCCCCCCCCCUCCCUCCCCCCUCUCCCUCCCCCCUCCUCCCCCCCCCCUUCCUCUCCCCCCCUCCCCUCCCCCCCUCUCCCCUCUCCCCCCCCUUCCCCCUCCUCCCCCCCCUCCCUCUCCUCCUCCUCCCUCUCCCUCCCCUCCCCCUCUCCCCUCCCUCCCUCCCCCUCCUCUCCCUCCCCCUCCUCUUCCCUCUCCCCCCCUCCCUCUCCCUCCCUCCCCUCCCCCCCCUCUCUUCCUCCCCCUCCUCCCCUCCCCCCCCUCCUCCCCUCCCCCUCUCCCCCCCCCUCCUCUUCCCCUCCCCCCCCUCCUCCCUCCUCCCCCCUCCCCCUCCCCCCCU
Molecule: messenger RNA, 507 nt
Organism: Saimiri boliviensis boliviensis (Bolivian squirrel monkey)
Lineage: Eukaryota; Metazoa; Chordata; Mammalia; Primates; Cebidae
Source: RefSeq, a predicted model, not a curated record